CACCACUCACGAAUCACUUCCUCAACAUGGGUGUCAUCAACCGCCCUCCAAUCUACUUGAACGCGCACCCUCUGCCAACGCCUCCUAGAGACCUGAAGCACGAGGUAUCCGAGCUCUCCGUUUCCGAGUGUCCGCGUCCGGGCAAGAAGCAACGGAACACAUAUGAGAAGCUCACCCCGCUACACAGAUCGCAAGAUGAACAUGGAAACCAAGGAGAAGGCGAACUCGUCCAAGACCACAUGAGAGGUCUCUCACCAGAGGAGUGCGACCUUUAUUCCUCACCAGAGUUGCUGGAGAAGCAAGACGAGCCGAAGUGCAACGCUCACUCUAAAGACUUCGCGGCUUGCUCGCCGGAUUUGCUGAAGGAUUGGGAAGAGAAAUUGGUCGCCCAGUCAAAAGAUCUCGGUCGUGAGGCGGUUCCACUGGACACGGAAUAUAAAAGCGGCUUCAAUUGUUUGCAGAACAUGGGAGAUAGUGUCAUGGAGUCUUUGAAGCGGUACCAAGAAUGGUAUCGAAAGAAGGACCAGCACAUAAUCUUCAAGAACAGAGCGAAGAAAUUGCUCGACAAGAAUUGGGAAAUUGAAUGUAAGGCGAUGUUGCAUUUAUUCGAGGCCACGCUGCGCUGCCGGAAUUGCAACGAGUGCCACUUGCAAGAGACGUUUAUCGAAAAGUGCAACGCUUUGAAAGCAGGACUCGAAGGUGUAGAUUCGAACACGGUAGAUCAAGCUCUCCUUGACCGCAUCAAGGACGAGGCCCGGAAGAUGGGCGGGGAGCAUCUUGCGGCGGUGAAGGAAUCAAGAUGCCAGGGUAUUAAAACAGUGUGGCAGAUCGGUCAGACGUUCUCGCGAGAUAGAGCAGACUCGGGAGUCGAUUUGGCAAACGAGCUUGAGACGGAAUAA
This is a messenger RNA of Hyaloscypha bicolor E, 899 nucleotides long. RefSeq lists its product as uncharacterized. The coding region runs from base 27 to 899 and encodes 290 amino acids. Lineage: Eukaryota; Fungi; Ascomycota; Leotiomycetes; Helotiales; Hyaloscyphaceae. The transcript has a single exon. The record is from RefSeq and is a predicted model, not a curated record.